AUGAAUACAUACGCAAAACUUCUUAUUCGACUGCAACCCAGUGGCCGUCAAUUACUUCAACAACAACAACAACAUGAACAAAUUGCUUCAUCUCUUCCAACAGUAUUUUCUUCCGUAAGAAAAGCGAGUAGUGGAACUACACUCGAAUAUGAUACACCAAAAGCUUAUAAACUUCAUAUGCUUGAAAAAGGUCCAAGUACUCAUGUGUCAUGUAAUCGUGAAGAAGGUUUAGAGUAUUAUAAAAAAAUGCAAGUUGUACGUCGAAUGGAAGCAUCCGCUAAUAAUAUGUAUAAAUCAAAAUUAAUUCGAGGUUUUUGUCAUCUUUAUUCUGGACAAGAAGCUGUUUGCGUAGGUAUGAAAGCAGCUAUGGAUAAAAAUGAUUCAUUAAUUACUGCUUAUCGUGCACAUGGUUGGACAUAUAUGAUGGGUGUAUCUGUUACAGGUAUAUUAGCAGAAUUAACAGGUAGAAAAAGUGGUUGUGCUGAAGGACGUGGUGGUAGUAUGCAUAUGUAUGCACCAAAUUUUUAUGGUGGAAAUGGUAUUGUUGGAGCUCAAGUACCAUUAGGAGCAGGAGUUGCUUUUGCUCAUAAAUACCGUGGUGAAUCAAAUGUUUGCAUUGCAUUGUAUGGUGAUGGUGCUGCUAAUCAAGGACAAGUAUUUGAAGCAUAUAAUAUGGCUAAAUUAUGGUCCUUACCAUGUAUUUUUGUAUGUGAAAAUAAUGGUUAUGGUAUGGGUACAAGUACAGCACGUGCUAGUGCUAAUCCCAAUUUUUAUACUCGAUGCGAGUAUAUUCCCGGUAUUUGGGUCGAUGGUAUGGAUGUACUUGCUGUACGUGAAGCAACACGAUUUGCUCGAGAUUGGUGUACAUCUGGAAAAGGUCCUAUGAUUAUGGAAAUGGCAACAUAUCGUUAUUUUGGUCAUUCAAUGUCUGAUCCAGGAACGAGUUAUCGAACUCGUGAAGAAGUUCAAGAUGUUCGAAAAAGUCGUGAUCCAAUAACAUCAUUCCGAGAAAAAGUUAUCGAAGCUAAUUUAGCUACUGAUGAAGAAUUUAAAAAUAUUGAUAAUGAAGUUAAAAAAAUAAUUGAAGAUGCUGAAAAUCAUGCACAAAAUGAUCCAGAAUUACAUGUUGAUGAAUUAUAUUCACAUGUUUAUUCAAUGCGACCAGAAAAUUUCAAAAUACGUGGAUGCGACAAUUUUACUUUUAAGGAAAUAAGCAAAUAA
Messenger RNA from Adineta steineri, 1221 nucleotides. The record is from the annotation of a GenBank genome assembly. NCBI's taxonomy places the organism in Eukaryota, Metazoa, Rotifera, Eurotatoria, Adinetida, Adinetidae.